Molecule: messenger RNA, 1697 nt
Organism: Aedes aegypti (yellow fever mosquito)
Lineage: Eukaryota; Metazoa; Arthropoda; Insecta; Diptera; Culicidae
Product: zinc finger protein 2
Exons: 5
Coding region: 151-1629 (492 amino acids)
Biological process (GO): regulation of transcription by RNA polymerase II
Cellular component (GO): nucleus
Molecular function (GO): RNA polymerase II cis-regulatory region sequence-specific DNA binding; zinc ion binding; DNA-binding transcription factor activity
Source: RefSeq, a predicted model, not a curated record
GUUGCAGAGUAAGUUUUCUGCCUUGAAUUCUAGCAAAGCGAAAACAAUCGAAUCCGAACAAAAAAGCGCAAUGAGUUUUGUUUUUUGAAGUUUUUCAGAAUCGUUUGAAGCUUGAUUCGAUCCUGCCGGAUCGAGCUCUGCUCGGUUAACAUGGACUUGUGCCGAGCUUGCGGAGGAAGUGCCGCCACUAGUCAGGAUGAGGAUGAAAACAUCAGUCUUCUUAUCGAUAUCUACAACAAGUUGACCGGAGUACAGCUAUCCGAAGUCAUGGAUUCCGGUGUAAUGAUAUUUUGUGGCGAUUGCACAACCGAGCUCAACCAUUUCGAUCGGUUUCGGAGGAAAUGUCUUGAAACAUAUCACCGGCUGAAGGAUGUGAAAGUUGAAGCUUGGCAAGAAGACACAACCCUGUUAUGUGAAGUGAAAAUUGAAGGUGAUGACGAACUUGGCAUCCUUCCAAAACCCUCCACUAAAGAUGAAUCUCUCGAGAAUUUGAUCAAACCGGAUACGAAGGUAGAGUAUCCAUUGAAAAAGGAUGACUCAGAAGACGAGGACGAAGAUGAUAACAAUAAUGACGACGACGAUGAUGAUGAAGAUGAUGAAGAUUUUCUUGUUAACCAUGCCGAUAAGGGCAAUGAAGACGACGAUGAUGAUGAUGAUGAUGAUGAAAGUGAGCCGGAAAUCGAAGAAUCAAAGCCACAACCUAAGAAGAAACGUCGAGAUACGCGAGUCCGAAUACGUAAACGAAGCAAGGCGGACAAAAAACCGCCCAUGAAAUUCCUCGACUGUCCAAAAUGUCCCUCGAAGUUCUUCUACCAGCAUCGUCUCGAGGCUCAUCUACGUGUUCACGAAGGCCUGAAGCCGUUCCUGUGCAAGCUCUGCGGCAAGAGCUUCAUUACCUACCGGAACUUCAAAACCCAUCACAUCCAGAAACACACCGAUACCAAAAUCGCCAUUCCUUGUGGAUUCCCAGGGUGUGAGCAGGUGUUCGCUACCAAACAGGGAGCCAAAAACCACCGGUUACGAACCCACGACCCGAACUACCAAAUGCCUGAACAGACACCAUUUAUUUGCGAUACCUGCGGAAAUUCGUACACGACAAAUGGUGGCCUAAAGAGGCACAAGUAUACUCAUAAUCCGGAGGAACUUCCCUACAACUGUACUUUCUGUCCCAAAAAGUACCACACCCGAUCCAAACUAGUCAACCACAUGAAACGCCACCAGGGUAUAUUCGACUUUGAGUGCCAACAUUGUGGUCUAAAGAAAGCCUCCAAGUACGAAGUCAAUCAACACAUCAAGAAUGUGCACGAGAAGCACACCAGAACUGAACCCAUACCCUGCACGAUCUGCCAGAUGGUGUUCAGUAGCAAAACUUGCCUUAAGCGGCAUGUUGAUGUGGUGCACAGGAAGAUCAAGAGAUUCAAUUGCUCGGUUUGUGGAUUCUUGUUUAGUCAGAAGGAUCAUCUGAACCGGCACUUGAAAAGCCAUAAAAGACAGGGAGACAUAGUCAGUUUGCCCGUUACUGCUCCAGAUGGGUUACAACCCGUUGCUGUUACAGAUGGGUUGCAGCCCGUUGAGGUUACAGAUGGGCUACAGCCCGUUGCUGUCACAGGUGGGUUAAUGCAGCCAUAGUAGCAUUAAAGUUACAUAUUGCAGCCAAUUGAGCACCAGUGUGUAAUAAAGAAGUCAUGAGAAAUAUC